This is a messenger RNA of Sclerotinia sclerotiorum 1980 UF-70, 114 nucleotides long. RefSeq lists its product with no specific name. Lineage: Eukaryota; Fungi; Ascomycota; Leotiomycetes; Helotiales; Sclerotiniaceae. The coding region runs from base 1 to 114 and encodes 37 amino acids. The transcript has a single exon. The record is from RefSeq and is a predicted model, not a curated record.
AUGUACACUGGGAGCUUAGGGGAAGAUCCAGACGAGCUCGACCCGGGCACAUGGUGGUACAAACGCAGCCUAAUCAACGCGCUGGAGAGAAUUCUCGCAGACUUGGAGAAGUAA